Molecule: messenger RNA, 2461 nt
Organism: Megalobrama amblycephala (Wuchang bream)
Lineage: Eukaryota; Metazoa; Chordata; Actinopteri; Cypriniformes; Xenocyprididae
Product: gastrula zinc finger protein XlCGF8.2DB-like
Exons: 2
Coding region: 713-1705 (330 amino acids)
Biological process (GO): regulation of transcription by RNA polymerase II
Cellular component (GO): nucleus
Molecular function (GO): DNA-binding transcription activator activity, RNA polymerase II-specific; RNA polymerase II cis-regulatory region sequence-specific DNA binding
Source: RefSeq, a predicted model, not a curated record
GUUCUUAAACAUUUAGUGUUUAAAUCAAUGCAACCCAUUUAGGCAACUUAGAUUUUAGAAAGAUGUAAAAUGGCUGCAUUAUUGUUUAAUGUAACAUAAUAUUUAGUUUAACAUCAAUUUUUAAUUUUAAUAACAACCUUAUUUUUGUGACUAAAGCGAAUCCACACACGAAUAACAGAAAAUGUGCUUCUCGUUUAGCUCUCUAUAUCAGUUUAUGGUAAACACGAAUUAUCUCACUAGCAAGUAGUGAUGGAGAAACGGAGCCUUUUGAACCGAGUCAAUUGAACCAAAUGCUUCGCAAAAUGAUUCACUGUUUCGAAGCGCUCGAAUCGCCGAUCGCUGAAGUCACAUGCUGGUCAAAACAGUAAAAAUGAACGAGAACAGCAAACAAGCGUGUGUAAUGACAACUGUAAUUACUAAAGUAGUUUAAUCUAUUAUAAUAUCAAAUACAAAAAACAAACAAGUGUACGUGCAAUUUUUAUUCUUUUAAUAAUAUUUAGUGCAAGUUUUAAGCUUAUUUUUUUUAUUCUAAUCAGUUCAUUUACCAUCAAGUCCAUUCACUUCCUUGCCAGUGAACUGACUACUGAAAUAGAGCUGAAUGAGAUGCACCCAGAGAUUUUCUUUCUGUUAAUUAUCAUCUUUAACAAGACGGUGUCCAAACACAGAAAAACUCCUGAAGCAACUGAGAUUCCUGUGACACACUAUUACAAAGAUGGCAUUUAUUAAAGAGGAGAGUGAAGAUAUGAAGAUUGAAGAAGCAUUCAGAGUGAAACAAGAAGAUACUGAGGAACAAACAGAGCUGAUGGCACUGAAAGAAGAAAGUCAAGAAUUGAAUGAAGAGGAAAAGAAAGAUCAGUAUGAGCAACAUCAUGAUUUCAUGACUGGAGAAAAAUCCACAAAACCUGAAAUCACUUCCUUACAAAAAAGAGAAGCUCAGAAAACCAUAUCUAACGAUUAUUUCAUCUGCCACCAAUGUGGAAAGAGAUUUACUCAAAAACAAAACCUUAAAGCCCACAUGAGAACUCACACAGGAGAGAAGCCUUUCACCUGCCAACAGUGUGGACUGAGUUUUGCACGUAAAGAAAACCUUAAUUCCCACAUGAGAAUUCACACCGGAGAGAGACCUUUCACCUGCCAACAGUGUGGACUGAGUUUUGCACGUAAAGGUAACCUAAAUUCCCACAUGAGAACUCACACUGGAGAGAAACCUUUCACCUGCAAACUGUGUGGGACGAGCUACUCACGAAAAGAAUGCCUUAAGACUCACAUGAGAGUUCACAUUGGAGAGAAGCCAUUCACAUGUGAUCAGUGUGGAAAGAGUUUCAGACGUAAGGUGAACCUUAAUCAGCACAUGAAGACUCACUUGAGAGUAAACAGUUUUACUUGUCAUCAGUGUGGAAUGAGUUUCACAGACAGCAAUCGCCUUAAGAAUCAUGUAAUAAGGCACAAUGGAGAGAAGCGUUUCAUGUGCCUUCAUUGUGGAAAGAGUUGCAUAACCAAAUCAAUCCUUGAGGUUCACAUGAGAGUUCACACUGGAGAGAAGCCUUUCACCUGCCCUCAAUGUGGAAAGAGUUUCAUACAUAAAGGAAACCUUAACAUUCACAUGAGGCUUCACACUGGAGAGAAACCUUACAUGUGUCUUCAUUGUGAGAAGAGUUUCACAUAUCAUAGAGACCUGAAACGUCAUUUGAAAAUUCAUUCUUGAAAGCAAAAUACAGCAGUUUCAGAAAUCACUUGCAUAUUCACUCUGGACGAUGAAUAAAAAUCAUAAAACUUACUGAUUUUGUCAUCACACCUGAAAUGUUAUGCAGAUGUGAGACCCUUGAAUUUACUACAUUUUUGAUGAUUUUCGAAUACCGUAACCGGUAUAACGUUUUUUAUCAAACAUUUCUGUUGUUGCAAAUAAUGAAGGGAUUUCAUUACUUUUACAAUAAUACCAACAUCAUGUAGUGUGAAAAUUUAAUUGUAAUAGACAUAUUGCACAAGCUUUCAGAAACAAUGAAUCUGUGGCUGAUCAUUUACAUCUGGCAUAGAAGUCACAACUUAACAUGGGCAUCAGUUAAACUGUAACACCAGCACAACUUUUAUCCCCGGAAGUUCGACUCAAAACCAGUGGUGUAGCCAGAGAGGUGACCAGGGUGGCAAUGGACACCCCUGACAUCUGAUUGUGCCACCCCAAUUUCAUUUGAGAGAAGAAUUUAUAUCAAAGUGCCACGGCAGUGUGGCACAUUGUUAAUGUAUAUUAGAGUUGGUGGUGAGGUACAGAAUUAGAAUAAAGAGGGUAACAAACUGUACAAGUGUACUGAUGUUAAAAAUCAUGCCGUGCCACUCAAAUAGUUUAGAAUUAUAUUUGUCUGAAAUCAUUGUUAAUGCACAUGACAUAAAGGUGCCAUAGAAUUGAAAAUUGAAUUGACCUUGGCAUAGUUGAAUAACAAGAGUUCAGUACAUGGAAAUGACAUAC